Messenger RNA from Cryptosporidium muris RN66, 1341 nucleotides. RefSeq lists its product as uncharacterized. NCBI's taxonomy places the organism in Eukaryota, Apicomplexa, Conoidasida, Eucoccidiorida, Cryptosporidiidae. Bases 1 to 1341 code for a protein of 446 amino acids. The transcript has a single exon. The record is from RefSeq and is a predicted model, not a curated record.
AUGAAUCCAUUAUUUAUACUUAAUAAUUUGUUAAAUAUUAGUGAUACUACGAAUAUACAAGGUGGGAAUUAUGGAUUUACAGAAACUAUACAAAAUUGUAGAUUAUUCUUAUUUAUAAAAGACUACUACAAGUUAAUAAAGAAAAAUUUUUAUCUUAUUUUUUGUAUGUUAGGAUUACUACUCUCUUCAGUAGUAAAUUCAGUAUAUUUUAAGAAGAUGACUAAUGCAAUGCCAAAUCAUGUGUGGUUCUUAACUCAAUUAAUAUCUGGAUUAUAUGUCCCAUUCUUUGGAAUAAUUGUAUUAAUAUUAUAUUUGAAAAAUAAUAUAUCAGAUGAAACUUUAAAAAUUCCACUUAGGAAAUUUUGGAUUAUGGGAUUUUUAGAUAGUUUUGGAAGUAUUCUAACAUUACUUGCAAGUGUACAUACAUCAGGUGUAAUGCAAGUCAUUCUUGGGCAAUUUUGUACACCUAUUACAUUAAUAAUGUUAACAAUAUUUUGCAAAGACAAAUUUCAUAUUAUGCAAUAUUUAGGAGCUUUUAUUAUGAUUAUUGGAAUUUUUAUAGUAAAAUCUGCUGUAAUUUUGGGGUUUAGGGAUAUUUCAGAGUCAGAUAAGUCGAACUAUUUAGUAUUUAAUAUUUUAUUUAUAAUUUCAUGUAUACCAGCAUCAGCUAGUUCAGUAUACAAAGAUAUGACAUUUAGAGAAACAAGUUCUUUGAAUGAACAUUAUUUACAAUUUAAUGUUGCAUUGGCACAAGUAAUUAUUGGAUUCUUUUUAGCACCUAUAAAUUCGAUACCAAUACUCGGACCACUUAAAAUUGAGAUAACAGAAAUUCCUUCAUUACUUGGUCAAGGGUUAAGAUGUUUAUUUUUGAAGCAGAAUAUAGUAACAACAAAUUGUGGUAAUGAUGGACAAAGAUCAUGUGAUAUGUGUGAAUUAGUUCAAUUACCAGUUUUGAUAUAUUUUAUAGCAAAUAUUAUAUGUAAUAUAUUUAGUAUUAUGGUGAUCAAACAUGGUUCUGCUGCUACUGGUUUCAUUGUUUCUACUAUGAGACUUCCUUUAACAACAUUUGUUUUUUUUUCAUCUACUUUAGUUGGGAAAGAAGCAACAACUCCUCAUAUAGAAGAUUUCAUUGGGAUAUUUAUUCUAGUUUGUGGUUUAAUUUUAUAUAGAUUUGGUGCUACAAUGAAUUAUGACUUUGUUGAAGAUAGUUAUGAGUUGAAUUAUAUUGAGAACUACAGUAUAUAUCCAAAUUAUAAAGAAUUGGAUAUAUCUACUAGUGCAACAGGUAAUGAAGAAAAUUCAUUAGAUUCCUAUUCUAGUACAUAUUAUUCUAGACUCUAA